Messenger RNA from Didymodactylos carnosus, 255 nucleotides. NCBI's taxonomy places the organism in Eukaryota, Metazoa, Rotifera, Eurotatoria, Philodinida, Philodinidae. The record is from the annotation of a GenBank genome assembly.
AUGAGUCUGUACCGUAAUUGUUGUUCGUGUUCAAUAACAAUAGAAGAUGAUGUCAUAAUUGAUAGUAGUGGUAUUGAUGAUAAUGGCACUCAUUAUUCAAUGGAUGAUCCAAAAUUAGCGGAGAUUAUUUUAAAUUGUGUCAGUUCAGUCAGAAAACAUGUUUUAGAAGAACCAACAACUCCAAUACCUCAAAUUUAUGAUCAACAAGUGAAAAAAUUAGUACUUUGUGAGUUUUCAUUAAUCAAAUUAAUUUAA